Phalaenopsis equestris is the source of this 2814-nucleotide messenger RNA. RefSeq names its product auxin response factor 18-like. The record is from RefSeq and is a predicted model, not a curated record. The coding region runs from base 106 to 2619 and encodes 837 amino acids. Gene Ontology annotation, cellular component: nucleus. Gene Ontology annotation, biological process: regulation of DNA-templated transcription; response to hormone. The transcript is spliced from 15 exons. Gene Ontology annotation, molecular function: protein binding; DNA binding. Lineage: Eukaryota; Viridiplantae; Streptophyta; Magnoliopsida; Asparagales; Orchidaceae.
AAAGGCAUUUUUCUGGCUGGUUGAUUGGGUUUUUUGAGGGGAUUUGAAAGUGGGGAUUAUCGUUUUGAAUUGGAUCUAAGACCCGGGAAAGAAAUUGAACGGGGUAUGUACAUGGGUGCAUCGGAUGCUUCUGUGAAGGCUAACAAUUGCCGAGGGGAAAGCGCUUCCUCGGCCUGUAGUGAGCAGCAGAAUGGUGAGACUGUGAGGAGUAUGGCGUCAGAGGACGGUUGCGGUUUUGAGGGCGGAGGUACGGAUGGCGCACUUUACAACGAGCUGUGGCACGCUUGCGCCGGGCCGCUAGUGACUGUGCCUCGCUUCGGCGAGCGAGUAUUCUACUUCCCUCAAGGCCACAUAGAACAGGUGGAAGCGUCGACUAAUCAGGUGGCGGACCAGCAGAUGCCAGUGUACAACCUACCAGCUAUGAUUCCAUGCCGCGUUGUGAACGUUCUUUUGAAGGCCGAGCCUGACACGGAUGAGGUUUUUGCACAAGUGACUUUGAUCCCCGAAUCCAAGCAGGAUGAGAACACAGUAGAGAAGGAGACUCUUCCUCCCCCUCUGCCGCGGCCCAAAGUUCGCUCCUUCUGCAAGACACUGACUGCUUCGGAUACAAGCACCCAUGGUGGCUUCUCUGUGCUGAAGAGACAUGCGGAUGAAUGCCUCCCUGCUUUGGAUAUGGAUCGGCAUCCCCCUGCUCAGGAAUUGGUGGCAAAGGAUCUUCAUGGCGCUGAGUGGCGAUUUCGACACAUAUUCCGUGGCCAACCGAGGAGGCACCUUCUUCAAAGUGGUUGGAGUGUAUUUGUAAGUUCUAAGAAACUAGUUGCAGGCGAUGCUUUUAUUUUUCUGAGAGGAGAGAAUGAUGAGCUGCGUGUGGGAGUAAGACGGGCGAUGAGGCAGCAGCCAAAUGUUUCUCCUUCAGUUAUAUCUAGCCACAGUAUGCAUCUUGGCGUCCUUGCGACUGCUUGGCAUGCUGUAAAUACAUGGACCAUGUUCACUAUUUACUAUAAACCAAGAACGAGUCCCUCAGAUUUCAUUAUUCCAUAUGACAAAUAUAUGGAGGCUAUCAAAAGCAACCAUUCCGUAGGAAUGAGGUUCAAAAUGAGAUUUGAAGGUGAAGAAUCUCCAGAGCAGUGGUUUACUGGCACCAUAAUUGGUGUUGGUGAUGCGGAUACAAAGAAGUGGCCUGGCUCAAAAUGGAGAUGCCUCAAGGUGAGAUGGGAUGAAUCAUCUUCAAUUCCUCGGCCAGAGAAAGUUUCUCCAUGGCAAAUAGAGCCUUCUGUUACCCCGCCGCCGCCACCAAACUCUCUCCACAUUGCACGACCCAAGAAGCCUAGAACCCAUGCAAUUACGGCACCUCAGGAUGUAGUUGUCCGUCUGAAAGAAACUUCAUCAAAGGUCCAUGUAAACCCUUCCACUGGUGUUUUCAGGGCCUUGCAAGGUCAAGAAUCCAUGACCUUGAAAGAGGCAGAUACUUCUCAGAAGCCCAUGAUUUGGUCUUCAUCCCAUGAUGAAAUAAAACACACAAAUUCCAUUCAGAGAAGGUUGGCAUCAGAAGAGCAGACACAAAUUAUGAAGCAUGGAUCAACCUAUGGGGAUCCCUUAUUUCCAGCAUGUACAGGGUUACUAGGUUCUUCACAAUUUGAACAAAACACAGAUGCUGCAAAUCUGUCACGGUGCAACUUUCAGGAUCCACUGGUCCAACAGAGUAAUAUUUCAGGCAGAUGGUCGUUGUUGCCCCAAAACUCUCACGGCAACAUGGAUUUAAACUUGAAGAUGGCAGUUCAGCCUGGUAAGCCACCUUAUUCUGGAAUAGGAAACGUUGGAUUUGAGGGGCAGGUGGGUUAUUUUCCUUUUGAAUUUCAGCAGUUUACUCCAAAUUGGUUCACACAUUUGCUGCAAGAUUCCCAAACUGGGAACCAAACAAAACCAGUUUUGAUAAAACCAAAGCCAUUGGAAUCAACAAAAAAUGAGAUUGGGAAAGUGAAGGGGAUUGGAAACUGCAAGCUUUUUGGUGUUCAACUUAAUAGAAAUUCUUCAGCAUCUGAGUUAGAGGUUCAUAAUCAACCAACUGCUGCAUUGAAUCUGUCACUGAACAUGCAAGAUCACCACUUUGAGGCUUCGAAAAUGGCGAAAUUGGGGGAUUCGUCUUCAGCAGCUACCAGCAAAGAGAAAGUUGUUUCUCCCUGUUUACUUACUUUGAAAGGUGUACAACUCAAGCAGCAGGGCAACUCGGCAAGAAGUUGCACGAAGGUGCAUAAGCAGGGAAUUGCUCUUGGAAGAUCUGUGGAUCUUUCAAAAUUCAACAACUACGAGGAAUUAAUUACGGAGUUGGAUCACAUGUUUGAAUUUGAGGGCGAACUGAUGGUUCCCACAAAAAACUGGCAGGUAGUCUACACUGAUGAUGAAGGUGACAUGAUGCUUGUCGGAGAUGAUCCAUGGGGGGAAUUCUGCAACAUGGUUCGCAAAAUAUUCAUCUACACAAGGGAGGAGGUUCAGAAGAUGAAUCCCUGCUCGCUAGAUCCAAGCACCAAAGAAAUUCACGUUAUUUCAGAGGAUAGUACAGCUCCAAAAGGAUUAAAAGAGUUACAUUCCCCAUCAUUAACUGGUGUGGCGAACUUCUAAUGCCACAUCUGUAAAUAUCCAACUGUUGAUGCAGAAGGAAGAGGAAAAUUUAAGGUUAUGAAAGUUUGGAGUGGCUACUAAAGAGGCUUUUUGAGUUUUUGCGUGGGACACACUUCCCAUGAUGUUGAGGCCCAUCUUAACCCUCUUAAGUGCUGCCUGCAUCCCUUCCUUAUCCACAACAGUUAGAAAGGUAUA